GUAUAUUUACAUGUCACCCUUAGAUACAGAGAUAGUGGGAUGUGCCGCUUGUUGACAUGGUGGAAACACGAAGGUGACACUUGCAAACAAUUCUGCGAGCCCUAAUACACAGACAGUUAAGGGCAGAGCGGAUCCAUUCCUUAGAUGACUAAAUAUCAAUGAAAGAUCCUCUGGCGACUACGCUCUCUAAUUUGGUCUUCAUGGAGGUUCUCUACAUCAACGACACAAAUGCCGAGAUGACGGUGUAUGAGCAUUGCAAAGACAUGCCUGCUGUACUCAUUUGGUACCUGGGCAUGAAGUUCAUUAACAUGUUCCUGGGCAUUCCAGCCAACAUCAUGGUGCUGUGGCUCAUCCACAAGAACAAAAGUGACUCCUCCACCUCAAAUAUCUUCAUCUUCCAUCUGGCGAUUUUAGAUGUCCUCCUCUGUCUCAUCCCUCCCCUCGAGCUGGCCAACAUUUUCUUCCUCACCACCAGCAGCACCUGGUAUGUCAUGCGCUUCUUCUAUGGCAUGAUAGAAUUUACACCACUCUUCCUUUCCUGCAUCUGCCUGGAUCGCUACAUGGCUGUGGUCCACCCCAUCACCUUCACCAAGCUCAAGGACCGCCAGCACAGAGUGGUCCUUUCCAUUGUGGUGUGGCUGAUCAUUCUGGCCUACGCCUCUGUGGUAUGUGUGGGCAAUAUCAUCUACUUAGAGGUCUUCACGGGGAUGAUCCUUGCAGAAUUUGCCUUCAUGGUGUUCUGCAACAUCUCCAUUCUCCUGGUGCUCCAGCAGUCGGGGCCCGGCAGAGAUGAGAUGCACCCUAUGAAGAAGAGGGCCUUCAAGAUGGUCCUCAUCAUCUUGGCCAUCAUUGUGUUCAACUACUUCCCAGCUGUUGCACUGUUCCCCUUCCAGCACUACUUCUCUCCCAAAGUGUUUCGUUGCUACAUUCACUACAUUCCCUUUGGCUUUAUGAGCUUCAGCAGUAGCAUUCAGCCCUUGCUCUAUCAUUGCAAGGAAAAGCUGCCAUGGAGCUGCUGCCAGACCAGCACAACCCAAACCCAAUAGACACAUAAAUGUUUGCCAUUUUUUUGUGUUCUGGAAGUUGUAAAUUGAAUGUAUUUUUUGUGUAAUGUAGGAGAAUAAGUUAUGUUGUUGCUUGAUCAGAUGUUGCUAAUAGAUGAAAAAGAUGUAUUAUGAAGUGGCUCAUACAUGUUGUACCAGUCAAAUGUUUGGGUGUUUCCAAACUUUUGACUGGUACUGUAUCUAGCAUCUUGGGUGACCUCCUCAGUCUUGUAGCUGUGUCUUUGACAGUGGCAAUAUUCUGG
This is a messenger RNA of Thunnus maccoyii (southern bluefin tuna), 1306 nucleotides long. Its product is annotated as proteinase-activated receptor 3-like. Gene Ontology annotation, cellular component: membrane. NCBI's taxonomy places the organism in Eukaryota, Metazoa, Chordata, Actinopteri, Scombriformes, Scombridae. The coding region runs from base 159 to 1046 and encodes 295 amino acids. The transcript has 2 exons. Gene Ontology annotation, biological process: phospholipase C-activating G protein-coupled receptor signaling pathway; positive regulation of Rho protein signal transduction. The record is from RefSeq and is a predicted model, not a curated record. Gene Ontology annotation, molecular function: G protein-coupled receptor activity.